This is a messenger RNA of Pichia kudriavzevii, 1680 nucleotides long. RefSeq lists its product as uncharacterized. Gene Ontology annotation, cellular component: nuclear chromosome. Bases 1 to 1680 code for a protein of 559 amino acids. The transcript has a single exon. Gene Ontology annotation, biological process: meiotic cell cycle; positive regulation of transcription by RNA polymerase II. The record is from RefSeq and is a predicted model, not a curated record. Gene Ontology annotation, molecular function: DNA-binding transcription factor activity; DNA binding. Lineage: Eukaryota; Fungi; Ascomycota; Pichiomycetes; Pichiales; Pichiaceae.
AUGGAAAUGACAAACUCUAGUGGCAUUCCAACAGACAAGCUAGGAGGUACAAACACAAUUGACGACGAGUUUGCCAUGCUUUUCCUAAGAGAGUUGCAGAACACUCGAUUGGAGCCUAUUCGAGAGGGGGAAGGCAGUUUGGAGACGGCACCUGAAAAUGCCAAGAUUUUCAGCCCAGCGCAUACGCAAGGCACAGAGCUUGACUUUUUGGGUGCUAUGGAGAAUACAGACAGUGACCACAAGUCGGGAAUGAAGGGUGCUGCCAGUUAUGCCAUGUAUUUGCCGCAGGAAACUAUACUCAACUCAAACUUCCCAGAUUUGAACGAUUUAUACCCGUAUGACAGAAGUCAGAAUUUGUCCAAUAUAUCACUAGAUACGUUGAUGAAGAACACAGAAGCCGUUUUCUCCAGGCCAGCACUCCCAGAGCAAAGGCCAAACACUCUAAGUAUACCGGCGACUUCUCCCUUGCCCGUCCAAUUACAAGCAGGGGCACCUGGCUCUAUGACAAACGUAAACUCGUUGCAAUUCAGUACCGUGAGAGAAGAGCCAGUAUCGAUGCAUACCGGUCUCUCUGGAGAGGAUCCAGCCCUGGAUGAGAGGUUUACAGUGACACAGAUGAUCUCCGAGAAGGUCCUGACUCUUUAUGAAAAAAAAAGUGAAAGUCCACCAGAUGCUUGUUCUCCAAACAUCAUGGAUACUCUAGGGAAGUCGAUCGUUCUCAAGGGCGGUAUAACGGGUAAAAUAUAUAUCGACCGUGAGUCAUAUGGGAAGCUAUCGAGCAACAUAUCGCAAAUGUCUUUGGAGAAGAACGAAAAUCUGGCGCUUUUAUUUUGCUACAGGCGGAAUUCAACCACUAUAAGUCUCCCCAUGGACCUCCGAUAUAUCAAAGAGUUGCAACAGAGAGGGCUGGAGUCGGCCUUUGAUCAAGUGACAUUGUGUUUACAUACAAGUUUGAGGAAGUUUGAUGGCAAGGACAAAUCGAAAAUUAGUGUGAUCACCGGCUUUGAGGAGUUUUCCUUCAAUGGCUCGUCUUCUGGGUUAAACGGUAACAUUAUAAGUAUAAACAGUACAAAGACUUUGGUCAGCUUCAGCGACCUUCUCCGGCUGAGUAACUCGUACAAUGAAGUCAUUUUCCUAUGGGAUCAAAUCAAGUUCAAAUCCGCCACUGCCAAUAAUAGACACGAUGCUGCCAAUAAGCAUUACAACGUCAUACUUGAUGUCUCCUUUGAAAAAACACGUUGGGGGAAAGUCCAGACUCUCCUGACCAAAACACUGGAGUCUCAGAAGAUUAUUGUUAGAGGCCGAAAUCCAAGCUUUUAUUCUCAGAAGGGUGAUAUUCUGAUUGGCAAAAUCAAAAAAAUAGCUUCUACAAGAGGCCCUAGAGCAAAUAAAAUGGACUUGAAGGAAAAAUUAACCUCUUUGGAAGGUAAUAGUUGUAAGGAAAAUAUAGUACCGGCAAUAGAACCCGCUAAUGGUAGCAAUGUCUGCAGAUUUGGUCCAAAUCCUGACUCCACGGGCCAUGGGAAUGGCUCACAAGACGCCUCGCCGUCCUCGGUGGCCUCAAGUUACAAGUACUAUCGAGCCAGUGACAACUACUACUUGCCCCCGGUUGACGUUGGUUAUUUCCCUCAUUACGUUCACCAUAGUAACAGUGUGCUUAAGGCUGGUGGCAAUCGUUAG